Molecule: messenger RNA, 1416 nt
Organism: Pteronotus mesoamericanus
Lineage: Eukaryota; Metazoa; Chordata; Mammalia; Chiroptera; Mormoopidae
Gene: RAC2
Product: Rac family small GTPase 2
Exons: 7
Coding region: 106-684 (192 amino acids)
Biological process (GO): small GTPase-mediated signal transduction; engulfment of apoptotic cell; regulation of actin cytoskeleton organization
Cellular component (GO): cytoskeleton; cytoplasmic vesicle; cell projection
Molecular function (GO): GTPase activity; GTP binding; protein kinase binding
Source: RefSeq, a predicted model, not a curated record
GCUGCCGCUCCACCGCCGGCCCUCCUCAGGUUCUCCACACCCCUGGGGCCGCAGAAGCAGCGCUCCACGGUCGCCGCCGCCGCCGCCGCCCCGGGUCCGGACACGAUGCAGGCCAUCAAAUGUGUGGUGGUGGGAGAUGGAGCCGUGGGCAAGACCUGCCUUCUCAUCAGCUACACCACCAACGCCUUCCCAGGAGAGUACAUCCCCACCGUGUUUGACAACUACUCAGCAAAUGUGAUGGUGGACAGCAAGCCAGUGAACCUGGGGCUUUGGGACACAGCUGGGCAGGAGGACUACGACCGCCUCCGGCCACUCUCCUAUCCGCAGACGGACGUCUUCCUCAUCUGCUUCUCCCUCGUCAGUCCAGCCUCCUAUGAGAACGUCCGUGCCAAGUGGUUUCCCGAGGUGCGGCACCACUGCCCCAGCACGCCCAUCAUCCUGGUGGGCACCAAGCUGGACCUGCGGGACGACAAGGACACCAUCGAGAAGCUGAAGGAGAAGAAGCUGGCCCCCAUCACCUACCCACAGGGCUUGGCACUGGCCAAGGAGAUUGAUUCGGUGAAAUACCUGGAGUGCUCAGCCCUCACCCAGCGAGGCUUGAAAACCGUCUUUGACGAGGCAAUCCGGGCCGUCCUGUGCCCCCAGCCCACGCGGCCGCAGAAGCGCCCCUGCAGCAUCCUCUAGGGGUCAUCCCACUCCUCCCAGCCAGAUGGCUUGGACCCUCCAGGGCCCCCAUCCACCUAAAGCCCAGUGGCACCCUGGCUGGCCAUGCUGUCCCCUUCCUGUGGCAUUUCUUAGCAGACAGCUGCAGAACUUGGUCGAUCAUCUUCUCUGUGCUGGAGGCUCCCUUGAGUCUGAAGGUGUGAAUCUUUAGGUGCCGCAUCCCGAUCCCCUCAUGCUCCUGCCUGCCUGGGGGCCACAGGGGAGCCCCAGGACCCAGUAAGCCACCCCUGCCUUACUGCUGUCAGCACCAGCAUCGCAUGUGGCAGCACCUGUCCACUGGCCCCAGCCUCGCACAGCUCCUGAAUCUACUCUGGAAACUUGGGGCCAAACGGUUGCCAGCCACCACUUGUGCAUCUCCAGGGAUGGGUCUCGCACUCUCUCCUUGAGUGUUGGGUCUUGAGCUCACUCCCAUGCUCCCAUGAUGGUCCUUCUUGUUGGAACGUUGCAAGGAGCUCAAAUGAGUGUUUUGGAAGUAGGUCCCUCAGGUCCUGAUGCUCCUUUUGGGACAACAUGUGACCAAUCAGAUUUUCUAAAAUCUCUGCAGUCAUCUGCCCAGCAAAUCCAAAAUCUGGCUGCAGCUGACUCCUGGCAUCUCUCAAGUCUUUCUGCUCUGCUCCCAGGAUCCUGAGCUGCAUUUACCUGUGAGAGUCUUCAAACUUUCAGAUGCUGCCACUCAGGACUUUUGCUAUUGCA